This is a messenger RNA of Vespula pensylvanica (western yellowjacket), 2128 nucleotides long. It is a transcript of the gene sosie, whose product is annotated as low-density lipoprotein receptor 1. Lineage: Eukaryota; Metazoa; Arthropoda; Insecta; Hymenoptera; Vespidae. The record is from RefSeq and is a predicted model, not a curated record. The coding region runs from base 487 to 999 and encodes 170 amino acids. The transcript has 4 exons.
UUUGCCGCCAAGGUGGUGGUAAUAUGCGCCGACUUUAGGGUGGGGGUUCUUUCGAAGGCUUAAAAGGCCUACCAACGUCCUUGCAACACGCAGUCUACGAAUCAGAGCUAAUACCGUACCACUUUUAACUUGCUAUGUAAAGGAAAUUCUUGUGAAAGCUCUUUUCCAUCCUAUUACACCUGCCGCAAAGAGUGGAACGUUGCGAAAAGAACUUGUAUCGUUUAAGAGUUUCUCAUCGAUAACGAUAUUUCCCUGAGAAAAGGAGGUUUCGUUGUAAGAAAGGUGUACAAAAUAGAAAAAGAAGAAAAAAAGAAUAGAAAAGGAAAGGACAAAAAAGUGCGACUCGUCUUUGUUCUAUUCUUCUUUUCUACUUUGCAAAUUAUUAAAAUCUGUCGUUUUGCGUAAAGUGUUUUAACGUGAUCGAAGAGUGAUAACGAUACUUCAAAGGGAGUUUUCCGAAGAAAAUAUUCAUUUUCAAUUAAAAAUAUGAAGGAAGAGACGAAUUUCUGGAUUUGUACGUCGGCUAUCUUAAUUGUUUUAACAAUUUUACCGUCGACGAGCGACGCGCUUACAACUUUUGGAAAGACCAAUCCGCAAAAUCAAAAUCAAAAUCCACCACCGCCUCCUACUCCGGUUGGAAAGGCGCGAGAAUGUAGAAUUGAAUCGGAUUGCGCUGGAAUUCAAAAUACUACGUGUUUGGCUGAUCAACGGGAUGGAAGGACUCGUUGCCUUUGUGGUGAUUACAAUGCCCCUGUAAACGGUGCUUGUACCAACAAAUACAAAGCUAUCAGGGCACCUUGUAACGACGAUAAUGAAUGUAUCGAAGGUGCGCAUUGUACCGUUAAAGGGAAUAAUACUACCUCUGGAAAACGCUGUUACUGUCGCGAAGGAUACGUCGAGGAUAAUUUGAUGUGCAGCGGCUGUUCAUCCAUCUUCCCCUUUUCCUGGAUGAUAUUUCUGGUUAUAACGUUGCUCUUAGGAAGGAUUAAUUACUUGUAAAUCCUGCAAUAGGUUUGAAAAAAAAUUCUUGUUAAAUGUAAUUAUUUUAAAAUAUUCAUUUUCUGCAUGUACAAUGACGUUCUUAUUAAUAGUUCCAAUAGCGGGCAACAAGUCAGUGAACAAUUCUUUUUUAAACUCGAACACUCGACUAAAAAAGAUAUUAAAUAUUGGGUGCCUUCUAUACAUUCCACGUAUAUUACAUAUUUUCCGAUAUCAUAUUUUCAUCUGAUUCAAUUUACGUGAGGAAAGAAUGCAUAGAAUUUUAUUUUUCUUGUUUCUGACGUAUGUGUAUUUUAUUACGUUUAAUUACAGUCGUUAGACGUAUUAAACACUCGAUGCACCAUAUUUCUAUAUUAACAAAACUUUGACUAGCGAAUUCGUUUCCAUUAGAAGCAACCAAUUCAAUGAAAUAUGAAUUUCAUAUAAAAAUAAAUUCAUUAGUAUACGAUCGAUAAGGUGGAAGUCACAAACUGUGAAUUUGUAUCAUGCACCAUCGAAUUUUCUUAUUACGUAUCGAAGUGUGUUACUCACGAAUCAAACUGAAUAUCGUAUAAUAUAUAAUAAUUCUAAUAACACGUAUAUAUAUAUAUAUUUAUAUAUAUUUAACGUCAUACAUGAUUCAGACUGUAUUUAAAUAUAGUAGGUUUCAAAUUUAUUUAUUAUCUAUAAUGUGCAAUUUAUUUUUAUUAUGAUAUAAUAGGCUUGAGUAGUAGAUUAAUACGUCUCGAAUUUUUUAAUAGUAUUUGUAGAGAAAUUAUUCUCUGUUGUCGAUAUUUUAAUCUCUGGAGUACAUCUACACUGAAUAAUAGUACAAUGUGUAUUUUCUAUCUUCCUUACACAAUUAGUUCUUUACUUACAAUUAGUAGUAGGCGUGGAGUCUGCAUAUGCCAAUGAUGCCUUAAUGUACCAAAGAUAUUGCACUAGAGGAAUAUCGUUAAUUAUCUAAGCUAAAGCAUAUACUAAAAGAAGAUAUAUAGUAUCGAUGAUCGCAAUAUUUACUUUAGUGUUAGUGCCUUUUGUAAAGUUUGUAAUUUGAUAAUGGUUUAACAAAUUUAUGACACUCUCUCUUUCCUCUUCGACUAUGUAUUUACUUCGAUUUCUCGUGCACGAAUAAAUUUUGGAAUCCUUA